GUUAAUUGUUUCUUGCUUUUUCUACAACUUUAUGGAUCUUCCGUUUCCAUGACUAAAAUCCGUGUCCAUCUGAAGAAAAAAUCGUUCAAUUUUAGCACAUGCUCUUCUCCGUCGACGAACUCUUAGAAUGUCGUGGUCGUAAGAACUCGUAGCGUGCUUAUUUUCACGCCUGGUGCCGGUGCUUCCUCUUUUGCCGUCAAGAAUCUAGCCUGGGGGACGAGCUGUUUCUUGAGUCUUCUUGCGGUGCCCAUUUUAACCUCACUCGAUCCAUCAAACUGUCGGCACAACGAACUGUCAUGAACCUGCUCUACUUCACGCUGUCAUGAAAGGCUCAUCUGCAACCACGACUGGUCCAGCAUCGGUCGUUCUGGAUCCUUUGGGGCUUGUGGAUUUAUUGCGCACAGCCUGUUGCUUUCUCAGCUUAGGGCUCAUAUCGGGAACGUACAUUCAAUAUGUUAAGGCUCCUGUCCUCAUCAACAUGAACAUUGAUAUUCAUAUUCCGUGGUAAAGCUAAAGAACUGUAUCUCACUUUGUAAAUGAUGCUAAUUACAUCGUGUUUUGCGAAGUAGAGUAAGAAUAACUUACAAGGGCAUGGCGUGCAAAUAAGAAUAUCCUUCACAGUAGAACUAGAUUUAAUACAUGUACUUAUUGCACAGAACAACUAGGAUAUCCAUUUUCAUAUCUUUGAAAAACAAGAAUCCGCUAGGUAGCAGCACAGUGUAGUAGAUUUGAAAGAGUCCGCUAGGUAGCAGCACAGUGUAGUAGAUUUUUUACUUGCGUUUGUUCCUCUAAUCAUACGGGCGAACUCGUGAAGUAUGGCAGAACAGCAAACCCCUCAGUUGAACCUCCACGAGUCGAGGACUUUCUCAGAUUGCCGUUCCUGGUGGGAACAUUUUUUAUGAGCAGACAAGUCUCACAAUCAUUGAGUUUAUACUGUGCACUCUUCUAGUACUCCAGAAUGAAGUAAUAGCUGCUUUCAUCUAAGUUUUGUGCACUCUUGUUCUAUCUUCUAGCACGACUACUAGAACCAGCUAAAAACUUGAGCACAUUUAGAACUUGGCAUUUUAGAUGAACCCGGAGUCACCUCCAAAGUAGUUGGUUCUUCUAGUUCUCUCUCUCUCUCUCUCUCACAUCUUCUAACUCUUGUGCACCAGUCUUUGGUCUGGCUCUCGACUGGAUAGACGUGAAGAAGGCACUAUGUGGAAGUGGGUUGGCUGUGGUUGCCGGCCUUUUUGCCCUAGGACAGUUCCCAUUUUUUCCUGCUGCCCUGUUCCUGCUGGCCGCAUUAUCAUGUCAAAGGUUAGCGGCGUACACCCUUUUAGCAACGAAUUGCCAUGGAAAUGGAUGGGAUAGAUAUGGUAUUUUUUAAACCUGUACCGAAAUGUUUGAAGAUGUUGAUUGAGGACGUCUAGGUUCCCGUGUGAGUACGACUAUUCAGCCCUAAAGCUUACUUCGUCCUCACGAUGACUCUGCUUACAUCGUUCUCAUUCAGGACUACUCUUCUUUCGAUACAACAUAUGGCAUCACCAUGAUACUUUCGUCCUACGGUCGUGAUCACGAACGGUCAUAUCAGAGGCAUAUAAAUAGUAAAUGUUGAGAUAAAAUUAUAGAUGCUCACUCUGACACAAACAUGCUUCCUUAGCACAGGUAGGGCCUUUUGCGGAGCUGGAGCCCUUGAGAUACUCGGGAUAUACGUUGCGUUGCAGGUGACCAACCUGUCAUGGGCGACCCACUAUGCGGCUGGUGCUAGAUGUAGAGGCAUAUGCGUGGACUUCAAGUUUGCCUUCCAUCUAUAAGGCUCAUAUUGACUCAUCUUGAUCUUUUUUGCAGAUAAUUUCGUCGUUCGCUCAGGAUUUGAUUCAAAUCAAAUACAAAUCAUUUGAAAGGACCUUCAUUUUGGAUUCCGAGAAGGAUAUGGAGGUAAACUUAAAUACUUAAGAGAUUAAGAUAGUUAGAUGUUGAAAGAAUUGUUUCGAGCUCUUGCUCUAACAUCUAGUUUUGCCGGUUAUAACGGUUCUUUGUACGAGCUUGAGUGCAUUAGCCCGGACGCCAACCAUCAGACACAGAACACAGCCACUGGAAAAUAGCGCGAGAGGAGCUGCUGGGGACACAGUACCAGGAAUACGAAGAUUUUUUGUUGACUGGAACGGACGAAGAUCUAAAUCUAGAAGGCACAAGCUGAAGCUGAUAGAUAGGUAUCGACACCAUAUUCACAACAGCCGAUGAUCCGUGUACCACGUUCAUAAGAGCAUCAAACUCUCAUAAAAAUCACUACAGCCGAUGAUCCGUGUACCACGUUCGGGUUCUGGCGCAAGAUUAUGCUAUGUAGUUGCCUUCGCGUCUUCGUGUUGCUGGGCGUGUCUCUUCUUUCACGGGAGUCUCUUCAUCUCAAAAGAGCUCUUCCUCGUCUACAACGUCUUUCGAGAAGACGUGCGCACGAUGGGGAGCCCUAUGUUGGAGUACUAUACAAACUGUAUAAAUUCUGUCUCAUUUUUUUAUUUAAGUAUGCAGCAUUGUUCUUGUUGAUUGAACAAGCGGUUAUUUUCUUGUAUGUUGGAAUUGAACUGUUCGUGUUCACAGAAGAUAACUUCGAGGAUUAAUGGUGAUUCGAGUUCCCUUUCGACUUUGUUUCUUCAUCUUCUACAUACUCACAUUAUUUGAUCUGCCUUCGAAACUCCAGCGCUCCGCUUCCGUUAGACGAUCCCGCAAAGGAAAGCUACGCUUUAGCGAGUUCCUUGAGCAGUUUUUUUCUAGCAGCCGCGGGGAUGACAUGCGUCGUGCUCUUUUUGAGCAAAUAUGUAGAUUAUGAAUGGGCACCUGUUGAUGUAGGGAUCAGCAUGAGCUUAUCUUUGGAGCAAAAACAUCUUCUCUCUCUGCCGUUUCUUAUUACGUAGACAUCGCAACAGCUCGUCUUACAUGAUCAGUACAUAGAUACGACAUUUUUUUCUGCAACAACGAAGUUGCUUAGCUUGAGCUUGCUUACCUCCUCCCUAUCCCUCUAAGCAUAUGGCCAUUACCUGAUGUCGAGACUGUACUGUGACGUGGGUAGUAACUUGCUGUGCGCCAACCUCUUACUGCCGUUUCUAUUUGUGAGCUAUCCCCUGCGAUCGCUGCUGUACGUGUGGAGUUAUGAGCAAUUAUAUUAAAUCUGGUAGAGAUCAAUACUCUUCAAGCUAGAAGAAUGUCAGUUUCUACUAGAACACAGGCUUAAACAACAUGACGAACAGAAGUCAACGUCCUCAAGGUGAAUGCUCCCACCAAAUAUCUUGUUCUCUUCCUCAAGAAUGCUACCAGGCACGUCAAUCAAUCAAUGAAUCAAUCAAUCAGUCUUGCUGAAAGAACCCGGACACGAACUGGAACUCCUCUAACUCUUUCUCGCACUCGGAGUUGCCUUUGCGCUACAUCUGGUAUUGCCAGGGCUUAUCGUAACGCGCUACAUAGUGCCAAAUCCAACCGCUCUCUUUCGAUGUAGCGCGCACAAGUAUCUCGCAGGUCUCCUCUUCACGCAGAACGUUGGGUUUCUCUUCAUUAUGGCUUGAAAUUUCACUCUCCCAGGCAGCGAAAAGAAUUCACGUUCAUAUUGCAAACAGCAAAAUAUAGAAUGGUACAGAUGAAAUUUUUCAGAUAUUGAAAGAACAUUCAGCUUCACAAAAAACGGCCUCCUCUCUAAUCACAGCAGCUUUCUCGGUUCUUACUUUUACAGCAACAUCUACCAGUCUUUUUCCGGAGUAUUCGUACUCUUUGCGGCGAUACUGCUGUGCAUAAACGCCUUAGUGGUGAAAACACUCGCGGCGAAGGAGCAGGAGAUAACAAGGGUCAAGAUGGGACUAGAGGGCGCUUCAGAGGUAGAUGAUGCGCCUGGAGGACGACUUGCGCAGACAAGGGGUGGACCGGAAUGAGACAUGAUAGAUUUCUACACUCACACACUCACUGCCCUCAUACUUAGUUUUUGAGAAAAAUACGCUUGAAUAUGAGAAUAUAGAAUGAUCAUGAUGGAGGUUUAUCUUUAACUGGCUGUCGCUUUGCAUAUCCUGGAAUUCCCUACUUUGAAAAGCAGUUCCAUUUGGUCGCGACUCGCUCCAUUUGGUUGCGUCUCGCUUUGCGUCGUUCUCUUAACCUCCCUUGUGGGCAGGCCGCUGCGUUUUUAGAGCUACCCACCAUGAUGAUCCCACCUGCAGCCACAUCA
Amoebophrya sp. A25 is the source of this 4186-nucleotide messenger RNA. The record is from the annotation of a GenBank genome assembly. Lineage: Eukaryota; Dinophyceae; Syndiniales; Amoebophryaceae.